ACCACUAAUGGGACUAAAUCCAUUCACGCCUCAAGGGCGCAUCGUCGGCGGUCGAGAAACAACCAUAGAAGAACAACCCUGGCAAGUGUCUAUUCAAGUCUUGGGUUUCCAUUUCUGCGGUGGUAGCAUCAUCUCCAACAACGUCGUCCUGACUGCCGGUCACUGUACCAGCUACCCGGCCGAGUCCAUGUCAGUUCGUGUUGGAAGCUCUCGAGCUGCAUCGGGAGGAGUUUUGCACAAAGUUGAAAAGAUUGUGCGUCACGAAAACUAUAAGACAAAUUUAUUUGGCAUCCCCAGUAAUGAUAUUGCUAUACUCAAGUUGAAGACAUCGAUCGAUUUGAGUAAAAGUGCUUAACCCGUUUCAUUGUACAAUUUUAAUGAAGCAGUCAUUGAAGGGGUAUUAUCCACCAUUUCUGGAUGGGGUUCUCUAGAAAAAGGCGGAUGUACUAUCGAGAUUCUAAGAACUGUUGACGUGCCUAUCGUGACGAAAAAAAAUUGCAGCGAUGCCUAUUGGAUUUGGGGAGGUAUUCCUGAAGGCCAAAUCUGCGCAGCCUUCCCUGAUGGUGGUAAGGACACUUGUCAAGGUGCCUCUGGUGGUCCACUAGUUAUUGAUGGACGUCAGGCUGGUAUUGUUUCUUGGAGUAAUGGCUGCGCUAGGAAGAGGUAUCCUGGAGUUUAUACGGAAAUUGCGAUUUUCCGAAACUGGAUUAAAUAG
Messenger RNA from Nasonia vitripennis (jewel wasp), 715 nucleotides. RefSeq names its product trypsin 5G1-like. The record is from RefSeq and is a predicted model, not a curated record. Gene Ontology annotation, molecular function: serine-type endopeptidase activity. Gene Ontology annotation, biological process: proteolysis. Lineage: Eukaryota; Metazoa; Arthropoda; Insecta; Hymenoptera; Pteromalidae.